Hydractinia symbiolongicarpus is the source of this 4217-nucleotide messenger RNA. RefSeq lists its product as uncharacterized. The record is from RefSeq and is a predicted model, not a curated record. NCBI's taxonomy places the organism in Eukaryota, Metazoa, Cnidaria, Hydrozoa, Anthoathecata, Hydractiniidae. The coding region runs from base 2142 to 2819 and encodes 225 amino acids. The transcript is spliced from 4 exons.
GACGAGUUGAUAGAGUUAUAGUACUUGUUCAAUAGCUAACAGUUUUGCAACUCCGUUCUAUGCAGAUCAACUUUGCACGCUAACUAAAUUGCAAUUUUCUUAUUACCUUUUAUAGUUAAGUGUAUUAAACAAAUUUAAAGAAAUGAGAGCUUACAGAAAUGGGAAGUAUUAUGGUGUUUCAUGUCUUGCUAUGAUUAGCAUUACUCUGUUAUGCGUGUCCAUGACUAGCAAAAACUGGCUGUACAGUGUGUUAAAGAGAAGGUCGAACAACGAAGAAUUUUUUGCAGGGAAUAAAACGUUUGGUUUGUUUAGAGGUUGUCAAUACAAACGUUAUGGGCAGUUUGUUAACUAUAGAAUUCGUUGUUUUAAUGUAUUUACUGAACUCAAAGCUAUAGAUUCAAGCACACCUGCAUAUAUUACAGUGAGUUGUAUGUGCGGAAGUCUUGGUUGUCUCCUCAUCGUCACGUAUGUCGGUAUAUACAUAGAAACUGUGAAAUCACUUGUGGAGAGUUUAGUGAUCAACCUCCUUUUGAUACUCAACACGAGUGCAUUAUUGUUCGACUUCGUCGCACUGACCAGCUACAGUUAUCUGUAUCAUACGAAACUGAAAAAAACGACUUUACAGAAAGAAGAAAUUUUAGGCGGGUUUUCAUCAAAAACUGAACUUGAACAAUCUUUCUGGCUGUGCUCGUCAAGUCCGAUCUUUAUUGUUUUAAAUAUGAUAUACAUAUUAGUACUUUGCCGAACGCAAGCAAAUAGGACAACGAGACGAGAUGUAUCAAACUCGAGUACAUCAUGGAAGAAGGGUGACAAUAUGAGAUCGCCUAUGAUUUAUUAAAUUCGUUAUUAAGAAAGAAGAAAACUUUUGCGAGUUAGUCAAACUUGGCGAAACAUGGAUUGUAAUAUAAAAACAUUUUUGUGGAGGAAAAUGGGUUUAUUGUUUAAAACUGGAAUGUCGCCAUUCUAUCCUAAAAAACAUAUAAAAAGCUUUAAAAUAAUAAUUACAGGGGAAUUUUAGAACUUUGUGCCAAAUCUCUCUCGCAAAAGUUACUUCUUUUAAGAUUAGAAUAACAUAUAUUAAUAAAUAAAUUCAUAAUAUAUAUGUAUAAAUAUGUAUAUAUUUGAUAUUUUAUUACAUUUAAUCCCAUUGAUAACCAUAUACACUUACUAUUAUUGUUAUUAUUUUUAUUUUUUAGAACCUAUAUUAUUUUUUUGUAAUUAGGGUUUUGUUAUUUUAAAUAUUUUUUUAUAUUCGUUUAUAACUCACGUUACUAUUGUGCGUUAAUUGAAAAAUUUUGAGCAUUCUCACUAUGGCCAAUUUCAGGAAAUCUCAAACCACAAUCUUGGACAAAAAAAUGGGAUAAAUUCUGAAGGUUAUCCCACAGGUUCCGACAUGCGCAUUUUAGACUUUAAAAAAAUUUACGGUUAGGAUUUUAGGUUAUUAGGCUCGGAGUAGUAUGCAGACAUACGCAUGGAUCCAUAUGCCAUCUUUCGUACACGUGUCUUAAAACACACCUGUUGAAGUGCGCAUUUGCAUCGUCUACACGUAUGCAAAAGUGUUCCCUCCUCUGCAGCCUACCGGGUGCACAAUUUUAAUCUAUAUAAGUGGUUUGUUCAUUUUAAAGAAUAGGCAAAAAAAUAGAGUUUCCUAUUUAUUUUUGUCCAAGAUUGUGGCUAUAUUUAAUGGUCUUUGAAAAACCUUGUCAUUAUUCGACAAAGAACUUUCGCUCCAACUAAAUUUACGGCAUUAAAAUUGGUCGUCAAACAACUAUACCAUAUUUACACUUGAACCGUAGUGUUUUGCUGUAUUGUGGUUAGAACUUUACAUAAAAUUCAGGAAAAGAUGAGGAAAUCGUUGUGUCUUCCUUUUUAUUUUCAACACGUAUCAUUUGCAGAAUUCGAUACUAGGUUUAAAUGCAUGAAAAUGGACCAAUACAUUCACCACAGCGUGAUAGUUGAAAGAGACAUUUUCAUGCAAUUCCGAAAUUUUCUUUUCCCCAGAUCUUAUAUACGAUGAAAAAAAUCCCGCCAUAGUACCAGUAAUAUGAUAUUUUAGUUUAAGUGACGAUAUUGUUGCUAAAAAAUAAAUAUAUGUGGUAUUUAUUGAUUUAUACAAUGUAAAGUUGUUACAUACCGUAAUAAUGUUGUUUAAUGAUCAAUUUCUUCGAAAGAAAUAUCAAUAUCCUAACCAGUCUUGUCAUUAUUCUUAUUUCUUUAACCUUAUUAACCUGACAUUCCAGUCUGAUAUUCUUAAAAAGCAUAUUCUUAUAAAACGUGUGGUGACAUUAACGAUGAUGUCAUUGUUUUGCGUGAAUUACAAUAAUUUUAAGGGGUUAUUUUUUUCUCUCGAGGUAUUUACUGAACUUAAAGCUAUAGACUCAAGCACACCUGCAUAUAUUACAGUGAGUUGUAUGUGCGGAAGUCUUGGUUGUCUCCUCAUCGUCACGUAUGUCGGUAUAUACAUAGAAACUGUGAAAUCACUUGUGGAGAGUUUAGUGAUCAAUCUCCUUUUGAUACUCAACACGAGUGCAUUAUUAUUCGACUUCGUCGCACUGACCAGCUACAGUUAUCUGUAUCAUACGAAACUGAAAAAAACGACUUUACAGAAAGAAGAAAUUUUAGGCGGGUUUUCAUCAAAAACUGAACUUGAACAAUCUUUCUGGCUGUGCUCGUCAAGUCCGAUCUUUAUUGUUUUAAAUAUGAUAUACAUAUUAGUACUUUGCCGAACGCAAGCAAAUAGGACAACGAGACGAGAUGUAUCAAACUCGAGUACAUCAUGGAAGAAGGGUGACAAUAUGAGAUCGCCUAUGAUUUAUUAAAGUCGUUAUUAAGAAAGAAGAAAACUUUUGCGAGUUGGUCAAACUUGGCGAAACAUGGAUUGUAAUAUAAAAACAUUUUUGUGGAGGAAAAUGGGUUUAUUGUUUAAAACUGGAAUGUCGCCAUUCUAUCCUAAAAAACAUAUAAAAAGCUUUAAAAUAAUAAUUACAGGGGAAUUUUAGAACUUUGUGCCAAAUCUCUCUCGCAAAAGUUACUUCUUUUGAGAUUAGAAUAACAUAUAUUAAUAAAUAAAUUCAUAAUAUAUAUGUAUAAAUAUGUAUAUAUUUGAUAUUUUAUUACAUUUAAUCCCAUUGAUAACCAUAUACACUUACUAUUAUUGUUAUUAUUUUUAUUUUUUAGAACCUAUAUUAUUUUUUUGUAAUUAGGGUUUUGUUAUUUUAAAUAUUUUUUUAUAUUCGUUUAUAACUCACGUUCCUAUUGUGCGUUACUUGAAAAAUUUUGAGCAUUCUCACUAUGGCCAAUUUCAGGAAAUCUCAAACCACAAUCUUGACAAAAAAAUGGGAUAAAUUCUGAAGGUUAUCCCACAGGUUCCGACAUGCGCAUUUUAGAGUUUAAAAAAUUUACGGUUAGGAUUUUAGGUUGUUAGGCUCGGAGUAGUAUGCAGACAUAAGCAUGGAUCCAUAUGCCAUCUUUCAUAGCGUACACGUAUCUUAAAACACACCUGUUGAAGUGCGCAUUUGCAUCGUCUACACGUAUGCAAAAGUGUUCCCUCCCCUGCAGCCUACCGGGUGCACAAUUUUAAUCUAUAUAAGUGGUUUGUUCAUUUUAAAGAAUAGACAAAAAAAUAGAGUUUUCUAUUUAUUUUUGUCCAAGAUUGUAGCUAUAUUUAAUGCUCUUUAAAAAGCCCUUGUCAUUUAUUCCACUAAUAGAUUUUAAGUUUACGUUAUUCGACAAAGAACUUCUUCCGUGCCAACUAAAUUUACGGCAUUAAAAUUGGUCGUCAAACAACUAUACCAUAUUUUCACUUGAACCGUAGUGUAUUGUGGUUAGAACUUUACAUAAAAUUCAGGAACAGAUGAGGAAAUCGUUGUGUCUUCCUUUUUAUUUUCAACACGUAUCAUUUGCACAAUUCGAUACUAGCUUUAAAUGCAUGAAAAUGCACCAAUACAUUCACCACAGCGUAGUAGUUAAAAAGACAUUUUCAUGCAAUUCCGAAAUUUUCCUUCCCCCAGAUCUUAUAUACGAUGAAAAAAAUCCCGCCAUAGUACCAGUAAUAUGAUAUUUUAGUUUAAGUGACGAUAUUGUUGCUAAAUAUAAAUAUAUGUGGUAUUUAUUGGUUUAUACAAUGUAAAGUUGUUACAUACCGUAAUAAUGUUGUUUAAUGAUCAAUUUCUUCGAAAGAAUAUCAAUAUCCUAACCAGUCUUGUCAUUAUUCUUAU